Molecule: messenger RNA, 1832 nt
Organism: Engraulis encrasicolus (European anchovy)
Lineage: Eukaryota; Metazoa; Chordata; Actinopteri; Clupeiformes; Engraulidae
Gene: ntd5
Product: ntl-dependent gene 5
Exons: 8
Coding region: 23-1114 (363 amino acids)
Cellular component (GO): extracellular region
Molecular function (GO): peptidase inhibitor activity
Source: RefSeq, a predicted model, not a curated record
UAGUGACCGGUGCCUGCUGCAGAUGGAGCGCUCCCUCGUCCUGCUGGCUGUGUGGGCUCUCACCAGCAUCCUCGCCCCUCUUCUGGUUGCAGCUGAGGAGUGCCCAGAGAGGAUUCUGGGUAAUGAGAGAAAACGCAACUGUCCAAGAAACUGCAAAAAAGACAAAGACUGCGGCGCGAAGCGGCAAUGCCUGUGUGAUGGCCAGUGUGGACUCAGCUGUGUGGUGCCAAGCCGGACCUGUCCAUGGCCCCUGCCCCCUGGGAACAACUCGGAGGCCCACCUGCUGUCCCCCACGCCCUCCUUCUCGGCGCUGCUGGAGGUGCGCUGUCUGGCUGGCUACGCCAUGGACAAUGGCCUGGAUGCGGCAAUUCGCCGUUGCCAGGGGGACCGCCAGUGGAGUGGAGAUGAGCCGGUGUGCACAGCCAUGGCCUCCCCGCCACCCCUAGAGGUUGAGGAGGAACAUGAGGAACCGGUGGCCUCCUGCGAGCUGCCAGAGCCUGAUGUCAGCCUGGUCAUCGUGGCAGGGAAGCCAACAGUGGGCGCCACCAUAAGCUACAGCUGCCCCACUGGAUACGUGUUGGUUGGGAACAGUGAGAACGUUUGUCACUCUAACCAGACCUGGCACUUCCCUCAUCCCAUCUGUCAACGGAUGUUUUGCUCCCCUCCAGCUGAAGUGGAAAAUGGCUACCUCGUAGCUGUCCAAAGAAAGGAAUAUGAUGUGGAUGACACUAUCUAUUACUUGUGCAAGAAGACAUACGCUUUAGAUGGGCCAAAUAAAGUCACCUGUCUGUCAAAUGGCAGCUGGAGUGCAAUCCCCUUUUGUCGUGCACGCUGCCCAAUCCCAGCAGAGCGUAGCAGGAUCAUUAUUGAUGGGCCCAAGCGCUGGCCUUUCGAUGUGACAGAUGGGGUCGUUCAACAUGGGGACAACGUGACAUUUUUCUGCAAACACCCACGGAAACAGUGCAGCUACACUGCUAUGGAAACCUGCUUUGACGGACAGCUCCAAGCACCAAGCUGCUACAUUGAACCCACAUGGCUGCAAUAUAAGCUCUUCCCACACCGUCUUGUCUCAGAAAUUGACUCGUGUAGCCCUGAUGACCUGGUUGACCUCUGAUGUAACAAGGGGUCUCUUGAUGCCGGUUUACAUCGCCAACUAUGUACAGCUGCGCAAACACUAAAUCAAUAUGUUUACCUGGAGAAAAUUGCAAAGGCAUUCUACACAGUGCACAGGGAUGGGGGGCAGGGCAGGGCAGCCCCAUUGGCAGACGUCGAGAGAAGAAUGAUGUUUCUUUCUCACAGAACACCAAGCAUUCUUCUUCUGUAGUAAUAACCUUCUUCAUGUGUGUAAUCGAAAAAAAAAAGUGUUAUUGCAAAACUGUCUUACAUUUGGGAAAGUUAUUUCUUGUGUGUGUGUGUGUGUGUGUGUGUGUGUGUGUGUGUGUGUGUGUGUGUGUGUGUGUGUGUGUGUGUGUGUGUGUGUGUGUGUGUGUGUGUGUGUGUGACAUGAUGUAUCAUCUGCCUGACAAUGUUCUUCAACUGAAUCAGAAAUGUGCCUGAUGAUAGCCUAGGUAUUCAACUUUCUAUUAACCAAUGACAACUCAAAACUUUGAGGCUCAGAAGUCAGAUGUUUAUUGUCAGGUAGGCUAUAGUUUUCGUGCAGAUAGACGUUUUUGUUUUGUCUCCAACAAUGUUUUUUCCCCCAAAGCUGAUCUGUAACUUACUCUCAAAGUAAUUGUUUUCAUGUUUUCUAUUUUCCCUCACAUAUUCUGGCCUUCUAUUCAAGGGCAAUGUUGUUUUGUCUGGGACGUAGGCCUAUCAAGUGGAAGCUUGAG